AUGAGCUCGGGUCCUCUCAAAUCCGGUCCGUCUGCAAGACUCGGCCAAGGAUCUCAUCCCGCAGGUCCAGGCAACAACCAGUCAUUGCUGCUCGAUAAGUUGCACGCAAGGACAUCCACGCCUGAUUCCGAGGCUCUUGCUAGCUCAGACGACGAAGGCGACCACCGAUACGAAUCUGGGCAAGUAGCUUCGCAGGCUACAUCCCAACCACCCAGGCCCGUUCGACGACCUUCGUGGUUAAACGAAACCUCUCAAACUCUAGGCCGUCCUCGCAGGGGCUCUAUUGCUAGCAACUCAAUGUCUCCAACUACCUCGCAUCCCAGUACGCCAUCCGGUGAAGCUGGUGCAGGAGCGUGGGGAUCUCACCCAACCUCAUCCGUGAUGGGCCGAGGAACAGGCGCAUCAGCUUUCCCGUGGAGUGGUAAUAUUUGGAAUUCGGAGCGUAAAGAUCCCCCAGCGCGGCUCAGUGAAGUCUUGCCUUCUCCGACAUCGACACUGCCCCCAGGUGGUGGCAACUCUUUUUUCAACACAGAGAUACAAACAUCUCCGGUUUCACGAGAUCCUGGGCCUAAUCCUCAGAUCCCGUUUGCUAUUCCGCUUCACCCCACUCCUAAAACGUAUCGAUCACAGUCGUAUUCUGUUGGGCAAAUGGAUCCUGAAAACGCUGCCGCACCACCUUCAAUGAGCUCCUCGGCCAUGAUGGGUCGUGCUCGUCACCACCCCGCACUGCAGCACCGACCCUCGCGCCCUAGUAUGUUGAGCGAGAUGGCAAACGACGGGUCGAUGCUUGGCAAGGUCAAGGAAGUGGAAGAUGACGAUGAUGAGAGCCCGAGUGAAUCAAUGCAGAGUUCCUUUCACCAGUCCUCUGAUGCGAAAACGAUUGAAAUGUUGGCGCGCGAAAACGCUAUGCUUCGUCAACAACAACAACAACAGCAGCAGCAGCAGCAAACGCAGUACAAUAAUGCACGCAUCAGACCCCGCGCAGUCACUGGAAAUUCAUACACUGGAAACGGCUAUUCUCUGCGGGAAACGGUCCCUGAAACAUCCGACUAUGCUAUUGAUGAGCUCGACGAGGCAAACGAGUCUGGCGAUAUGUUGGCCAAACGCGCAGCGAACAGGCGAAUGAGUGAACUUGGAGGUGGGUUCCGCUCGCCGUUUGGUGAUAACCGCAAGGCCGAAAACGCACACCUUAAGAAAGCAGCUCUCGGCUGGUCGAGCUCACUUGCCUUUUCUCCUUCUGACAUCUCUCAGAGCAGAAGACACUCUUUUGCUACACUCCCAACUCGUCAAGCCUCCAUCAGCUCUAUCCCUGAUUCCGCACUCGAACCUUCCGCACUCGACAUGCAGCAAUCUCAGGAUUACCCUCCGGGGUAUCCCGACCCCGCUUCGUUUGGAGGCGCUUCUCACGGUAUGGCAGAGCCCAAAACCACCGCAGCUCAUGUGCUAACAUAUAACCUAGCCAGCCAGUACUUUGGCGGAGGACCCAACAUGGGCGCCAACAUGGGGAGUGCGUACCAGACUGGUUAUGCCAGCCAGUACCCGUCUCCCUACGGUUUGCCCAACUCGUAUGGCAAUCGUGCGCCUUCUCCUCAUCGCAGUGUUUACAGCAUUGCACAACCCCGCCACAACCAGCUCCUUCACAUCGUUCUGUUCAAAUGCGCUCGGGCUGACGUGUUCUACAUUCAAGAGGGCACUGGUCUCACUGUCAAGCCUGGUGAUCUGGUGAUAGUAGAGGCUGAUCGCGGCACUGACCUGGGAACUGUCGCUAAGGACAACGUUGACUGGCAAGCCGCCAAGGACCUCAAGGAACACUACGCCGAAGAACAGUACAAGUGGCUCAUGAUGUACUCUCAAGGUGCCGCUGCCGCGCAGGAAGGAUCCAGCGCGGGUCUCCUUGCCUCUUCCACCGGUCUUCAAGGAAGCGCGGUUGGAGGCAUGGGACCUCCCAGCCAGCACCAUGCGCAGGAGCCCAACGCUGGCGAGCUGCGACCCAAGCUCAUCAAGCGUCUCGCCCAGAGCCAUGAGGUCCAUGCCUUGCGAGACAAGGAAGGUCAGGAGGCCAAGGCAAAGCGUGUUUGCAUGCAAAAGGUCAAGGAGCACGGCCUUAACAUGGAGAUCCUUGACGCUGAAUUCCAAAUGGACUGGAAGAAGUUGACUUUCUACUACUUUGCUGAUUCGUACAUCAACUUCAACUCCCUUGUCACCGAUCUUUUCAAGAUCUACAAGACGCGAAUCUGGAUGUCUGCUAUUAACCCCGCCUCAUUCGCUAGCCCUACUCUUGGUAUUCAAGCCCCCAGCGGCAUCGGUCCUGGUGCCGUGAACGCCAACCGUGGUGCGGGUGGUAAUGACCGACGCCAGAACCAGCAGGCUCAUGAACCUCACCAGGCACCCGCCUUCACUACUGGAGCCCGAGAUGGUCGAGGAUACCGCCCAGCUUUCAGUCAGCCAUUUGGCAACGAAAGCCGCCUUCAGCAGCAACAGCAGCAAGCGUCUGGGUACCCUCCAUCCAACUACCCUUCCUACCCACAGUUCGGUAGCCCUUUCACCAACCCUCGAACCAACGUUGGUUAUGGUCCUGGUGCUAUCGCUUCCCUUGAAGGAUAUCCUGGAGCAGCUGUUCCUCAGCUCGGAGAGUACCAGUCCAUGCGCCAGCGCUUCCCCAACCCUCAGUCGGGACCAAGCCCUGCGCCUCACUCUCAGGCUACCUCCCCUCUGGCUCCCCAGAACGACUGGGUGGGAGGAUUUCAGGGCCUCUCUCUCAACACUCACUAA
Messenger RNA from Fusarium venenatum, 2772 nucleotides. The record is from RefSeq and is a predicted model, not a curated record. Lineage: Eukaryota; Fungi; Ascomycota; Sordariomycetes; Hypocreales; Nectriaceae.